Camellia sinensis is the source of this 1104-nucleotide messenger RNA. Its product is annotated as ran-binding protein 1 homolog b. NCBI's taxonomy places the organism in Eukaryota, Viridiplantae, Streptophyta, Magnoliopsida, Ericales, Theaceae. Gene Ontology annotation, cellular component: nuclear pore; cytoplasm. Gene Ontology annotation, molecular function: GTPase activator activity. Gene Ontology annotation, biological process: nucleocytoplasmic transport. The record is from RefSeq and is a predicted model, not a curated record.
UGUUGCUCCUCCCACAACGCGCCGAAAGUCUCUCCCUGUCUCUCUCUCCCUCUCUGUCUCUCUAACUCGAUCAGUGCUCUCUCUCUCUCUGAUACACUUCCAUGGCGAGUUCGACUGAGCCACGGCACAAAGAAGAAGAAGAAGAGGAAGCAACACACACAACAACAGCCGAAGACGAAGACACCGGAGCACAAGUGGCCCCCAUUGUCAAGCUCCAAGAAGUCGCCGUCUCCACCGGCGAAGAAAACGAGGACGUCCUCCUCGAUCUGAAAGCGAAGCUCUAUAGAUUUGACAAAGAAGGAAAUCAGUGGAAAGAGCGAGGUGUUGGUACAGUCAAGCUUCUCAAGCACACCCAAACCACUAAAGUUAGGCUUGUUAUGCGACAAUCCAAGACUCUUAAGAUAUGCGCCAAUCAUCUCGUUCUUCCUUCGAUUUCGAUACAAGAGCACGCUGGAAAUGAUAAAUCAUGUGUUUGGCACGCCACUGAUUUUGCUGAUGGAGAGUUGAAAGAGGAGUUCUUUUGCAUUCGCUUUGCCUCUGUUGAGAACUGUAAAACAUUCAAAGAAAAGAUAGAAGAAGUUGCUCAAUCUCAAGAGAAGGUUGGAGUGAGCGAAGAAGCCACCUCCACUGCUAAUCUUCUGGAGAAGUUGAGUGUAGUAGGGGAGAAGAGUAAAGAUGAAGAGGAUAAAACGAAGGAGGUGCCUACAGAGGAGAAAAAAGAAGAGAAUGCUGCGAAGGACAAUCCAACUGAUGAGAAGUAAGUCCUAGAAGGCAUUCAUUCUAGGAUCUGAGUUUUGAUGAAAAGGGUUGCUUGGUGGAUUGAUUAAAUUUUAAAAAAUAAGAUAAAAUAUUUGAUCAUAUAUAAACCUGAUGUGUUUAGUUUGUUUGAGGUAUGAAUCUGUUUGUGCUUUUUGAGAUGGUCUGGUUUUCAGUUGGUUCAACUAGAGUUUGUUCUGUGCUAAGUACCUGGUGGUGGUUCACUGUAAUCUUGACAAUUUUGUUUGUGGGGUACAACAUUAUCCUCUUUGCAUGAUCAUUGUUCUCAUUAAUUAUCUAUCUAUCUAUCUAUAUAUAUAUAUAUUAAAGGUAUAGAUUGAACCUGUU